Molecule: messenger RNA, 3939 nt
Organism: Porites evermanni
Lineage: Eukaryota; Metazoa; Cnidaria; Anthozoa; Scleractinia; Poritidae
Source: the annotation of a GenBank genome assembly
AAGCGUCUUGCAAUAGCGCAAAUCAAUAAAAACACGGCAGAGAAAGCAGAUGCCUACCACAAUCUAGGCACAGCUUAUUUCAACCUCCAGGACUUCCAUCAAGCAAUAGAGUACCUCAAGCAAUUCCUGAGCAUUGCUGAGGAAGUCGGUAACAGAGCAGGUGCAGGAUGUGCAUACAGAAAUCUCGGCCGUGCUUAUGAAAUCCUGGGUGACUCCCAAAAAGCAAUAGAGUACCACAAUCAACACCUCAUCAUUACCACGGAACUUGGUGACAAGGCACAAGAAGGAUGUACCUAUGGCGAUCUCGGCGCUGCUUAUUACAGCCUUCAAGAAUUCCAACGAGCAAUAGAGUACCACAAUCAACACCUCAUCAUUGCCAAGGAAGUUGGUGACAGGGCAGGGCAAGGCAAAGCCUAUGCCAAUCUCGGUCUUGCUUAUCACCGCCUUAAUGAAUUCCAAAGAGCAAUAGAGUACCAUAAUCAACACCUCAUCAUUGCCAAGGAAGUUGGUGACAGGGCAGGGCAAGGCAAAGCCUAUGCCAAUCUCGGUCUUGCUUAUCACCGCCUUAAUGAAUUCCAAAGAGCAAUAGAGUACCAUAAUCAACAACUCAUCAUUGCCAAGGAAGAUGGUAACAGGGCAUGGGAAGGCAAAGCCUAUUCCAAUCUCGGCGCUCUUUAUAACUGCGUUGAAGAAUUCCAACAAGCAAUGAAGUGCCACGAGAAACACCUGAGAAUUGCCGAGGAAGUCGGUAACAGAGAAGAAAAAGGAAAUGCCUAUUUAAACAUCGGCGACGUUCAUAGAUCCCUCUGCAACGUGCCAUUAGCAAUGGAGUACUACAAGCAAUGCCUGAGCAAUGCCGAGGAAAUCGGCGACAAGAAGCAACAAGGACAUGCCUAUUGCCGCCUCGGAGCUUGUUAUAGAAAUCGCGACGACUUCAAGGAAGCAAUAGAGUGUUACAAGCAACGCCUGAGCAUUGCCGAAGAAAUCGGUAGCAGGAUGGAUAAAGCAUGUGCACAUACAGGUCUGGGUCACUGUUUUUGGAACUUACGUUCUUGGAAUGAGGCGUCAGAACAUUUUAGAUGUAGUGUUCAAAUCUAUGACACUAUUAGAGCCAAUUCUAUCUCGGAAGAUCAAUUGAAAAUAAGUUUCCGUACGCAUCCUGAUCAUCGAUGUGCCUAUACUCAUUUAUGGCAAAGUUUACUAAUGCUUCAAAGAUAUGGUGAGGCUUUAUACACCGCUGAGAGGGGACGGGCACAGGCUUUGCUCGAUGCCUUAAAAGUAACUUAUGGCCUUACUUCACUUUCUCCCAGGUCAAUUGUAUCUGAAGAAGAAGUCACAAAUGUUUCAAAGAAGACAACUGUGUCAACAGUUUUUCUUGCCCUACAAAAGAACCUGCUCCAUGUGUGGGUAUUGCGAAAAGAAGGCAACCUUAUCUUUGAGCAAUUGACGUUACCAGCGAGUGAGCACGAAGAUUCCUUUUCUUCCCUUUUAGACUUUGUUUUGGGAUGCAUUGGGGCUGGCGUCGGUAUCAGGUGCGAAAAUCGGUCAAUGGAUAAGCUGAAUACAACAACGUCAACUACUCGAGAUGAACAUCAAACAUCGGAGCCAUCACAGGAGAGCACCGACCUUUUGCAGCCAUUAUAUGAUGCAGUUCUUGGUCCCAUUGAAGACUUGCUUGAUGGUGAUGAACUAAUUGUAGUUCCUGAUGGCGCUUUGUCUAAAGCUCCUUGGGCAGCCCUGAGUGAAACUUUAAGGAUCCGGACUGUUCCCUCACUGACAAGUUUGAAAGUCAUCACAGAUUCUCCAAUUGAAUACCACAGUGAAAGUGGAGCCCUGCUUGUUGGAGAUCCAUGCUUGAAGAAAAUUACAGAUAAACGGGGGAACCCCAUUUAUGAUCCUCUGAAGUACGCAAGAAUGGAAGUGGAGAUGAUUGGAGAAAUUCUAAAGAGUCAAACUUUAACAGGUGAAGAUGCAACCAAAGAAGCGGUACUUCAGGGAAUCGCGUCAGUUGCUUUGGUUCACAUCGCAGCCCACGGAAGGAAGGAAACUGGAGAAAUUGUUUUGGCUCCAGACUCCCGAUGGGAAUGCAAGACUUUUACGGAGGAGGACUAUAUUUUGAAACUGUCUGAUAUACAAGCUGUGAAGCUGAGAGCAAGGCUAGUUGUGCUUAGUUGCUGCCACAGUGGUCAAGGAAAGGUCUCGUCUGAGGGUGUGGUCGGUAUGGCACGUGCUUUCUUGUUUGCUGGUGCUCGUUCCGUGCUGGCGACACUCUGGGCAAUUGAUGACGAAGCCACAAUGAUGUUUAUGAAGUCUUUCUACCAACAACUUGGAAGUGGAGAGAGUGCAAGUGUUGCUCUUCAGGGGGCCAUUAAAUGUCUUCGAGACUCCCAGGAUUAUUCUGCUCCAAAGUACUGGGCUCCUUUUGUUCUGAUGGGCGAUGACGUUAAGAUUGAAUUGGAAAGAGUCAUUGAGGAAGUCGUAAGUGGAGAUUUUAUUUCCUGCUGUUCUAGUAACAGAAGGCUUAAAAGAAAAGCCAGAACCAUUCUUGUCAAAUUCAGAUGAGAGGAAAAUGACAGACUUGCUAAUAAAAAGAAUAAAAAUAUGUACAAAGUAAGGAUUGGCUGGGUGGUAAGUGUUAAAUUAUUAUGGAUUCACUCAAGUAAAUGCUAUUCCUAACCGGCUACCAACACAUUUCAAAAAUCAAUUGAACACUAGGCAUUGCUUAAUGUUCUCAAUUGUUAAAUAGUUUAGGUCAGGUGUGGAUAAAAGAUAUACAUAGGGAAUAAGUUUCCUUCGUUUUUCUACAGGACUAGUACUAUAUGUAGAGAAAUUCAUAGCUUCAAAACGAACAAAUAUGUCUAACAUGUUAAAUGUUUUUGAUUUUGCUAUUUUUCAUAUCAUCAUCCAUGGCAUCCUAAAAUUUAACGCUUUGACCUUUAUUUUGUUUCGAAAUGAAAGAUUAAUUAAUGUAUCAAUUGUUACUUUCUUUACAGGGAUGCGCUGAAAGUUUGAUGUCAACAGAACUGCUGAAGUAGCGUGUAUAUAUCUGGAUUUCUCCAAAGAAAGAAGUGCGUUAUUUAAUAGCUGUCCUCAAUGGGGCGUUUGGUAAAAAAGCGUGUUUUCAUUUUAGUCAUUUUUUGUCAGAAGAUAUUAAAUAGAGAGAUUUAUAGUCACGCUAACGGCAAAUGGCAAACGUCUACAGAUUCAAGUUGGGAAUUUCUCAAAAUAGAAAAUACGCGGAUAAAAUGAAAACAACUCAAAGCAAUUCUUAUGGAUAAAACUAACUUGAAACUAACAAUUUUUUGUAGAUUUAUUUAACAGCAAACGAGAAAACUCGAGAGGUAAAGGGAACACUUAUUCACGUGGUACAAAUCCACGGUUUGCCGUAAACGAAACUCUAAAUCUCUCUAAUUAAUAACUUCAAAAAAAAAAACGUUGUAAAUCAAAGGGCAUACUGUAUACUGUGGAGCUCUAUAUUAGCCACGGCUACACAUAUCAAUUUUAACUUAGGAAAAAGACAAACAAUUUUCGUGGGGAAAGAACUUAACGUUGUCCACAAGUAUUUCGUUACUCCCGUGAAACUGACUGAAUAGUAGUACACAUGAUUGCCCCUUUUCUCGUGUAACCUACCUUAACCGGCAAAUUGUAAUUUGGCAAAGGAAAAUUGCAUUGUAAUAAUUGUAAUAUUGAUGAUAAUCAUCAUCAUCAUCAUCAUAAUCUUAAUAAUUUCUUUUCAGUUUUUUCCCCCUCGGCUGUAUAAAGCAAAUGACUGAAACAAAUAAUUCAAAUUAAUUUAACAGGGUUAACCCUCGGAGGUACACGCAGAUUCAUACCCCAGCGUGGUAUAAGGGGGAGGGGUGGAUUGAACCCCUCUCCAGAGUUCUUGAUCAUGAUAAUUUUAACUUCAGUGGAAAGCCUUUGAUCUACUCAACAAGAUGA